AUGGAAGAUCGUGAUAGUAAAAAACCAUUUAUCAUACCCAAAACUCAUACAUCAACUAAAAACGUUGUUAUAUCCGAAAAACCUGAUAGUCGUAAUGUAACUGAAUUAUUCGAUGAUAUUAAAUCAUGUGCAUUAGAAGCACAAUUUGAUUUUCGACCAAAUGGAUGUAAAUCAUGUGAUACAAUACGUAAUCAAAAAUUACAAAAAUUAUACAAUGAAAAAAGAAUUAAAAUGAAAAAAGAUCAAGAUCCAAUUGAACGGUUAGCUUUUCAUUUAAUUACUUAUCGUGAUGUUGCAUUAAAUGUUGCAAAUAAUGGUAUUCAAUGUGAACAAUUAUCAUUUCCUAUUGAUAAACAUCUCGGUAAUCCAAAAGAUGGUGUUCAUUUAUCAAAACGUCCAGAUGUUCUGCUAACUUCAUCUGGUGCUCAGGGACUUUAUAGAUUUGGAUUACUUGUUUGUAAAAUCCUUUUAGGAAAAGGUUAUGCUACUAUACCAUCAGAAACGAAUAAUCAGUUAUCGGCACAGUUAUAUUAUGAUCAUCAUUUUUGUAAAAUUCAAUCAAUAAAUAAAGAACAACGUCAUAUUGAUGAUCUAUUAGCAAAUUCUUUGAUCUUCUGUUAUGAACAUGAAAAUUUCGAAACUGUUUCUCGUCCACCGCAAAUUUUACCAAUUGCUAUUCUUUGGUAUGAUCUUACUGAAAAGUUUUCACCAGAAUUAUUAUCCAUAAUUACAAUAAAAUCUACACCCAGUCAAGAAUCUCAACGUCGUACUAGUAAAACAACAAAUAAAGAACCAACAAUAAAAACUAAAACAUCUGAUCGAUCAACAAUACCCAUAUCUUCAACUCCAGCUAAACCUACAAUAUUAAAUUCUGGUACUUGGGAUGAACCUACUCAGGAUACAACUACAAAUGAUUCAACUGUUACAAAAUAUCCUAAUCAUUUUAUGGUUCCAUAUCAUCGAUUAUAUUCAAAUACACCUUUAACAGUAUCUACAAAUAUAGAAGAUCAACAAACAAACUGUGUUCAAUCAAUAUCCACUACUCGUGAUCCCCGUUUAUUACGAGCAAGACGUGAAAUAUCUUUAGAAACUAUUCCAUUAUCUCCUCAACAUUUAUUACUUGAACGAUCUCAAAGUGAAUGUUCACCAUCAAUAAAAUCAACAAAAUCGAAUUCUUCAGAUGAAUUUGUUUUAAUAACUAGAAGUACUUCAUCCAUUUAUAUACCAUUAAAUACUUCUGUCGUAUUAAUUGAUCCACGUUUAAAAACAGUUAAACAAACUCGAAAUAUAUUUUAUUUAGAAUUUCAAUCUGUUAAACAUGCUUUACAACAACAAAAACGUCUUAAUCAUUAUUAUGAUCCAAAAAGUGGUUUACCACCUAAAACAAGUUAUACACUUGUACCAUAUGUUAUCCAUGAAGUAUCAAAUGAUGAAUAUGAACGUUCAUUAAAUGAUAAUCAUACUGAUAAUAUGCAUAAAUUUACUAAACAUUCAAAUGGUAUUGAUUAUUCAUCCUUAGGUGUAUCAGUUGUUGAUUGUUUUAAUUUUGGUUUAAUAAAAUCUACAACAGAUAAUCAACUUUAUAUUGAUCUAGAACAAAAUGAAAAUAGAUUAGCUUAUGAACAAAUUGAAAUAUCAAAUGAUUUAAUACAACGUGAAAAACAAUUAAAUUCUCAACAAAUACGUUUACGUUUACGUGAAAAACGGCAGAGACGAAUACAACAACAUAUCAAUGAAAAAAAGAAUUCAAAAUCAUUAAGUGUUAGUCCAUCAUCAUCAUCAACAUCAGGAGUAAAUACAAAAUUAUAUGUUACAAAUGGUAGACAAUUAUUAAAAGAACAUAAAGUAUCAAUAACAUCAUCGAAUAAAACAAUGUCAUCGGAUUUAUUAGAUUUUUUUUCUCGGGAAUAUAAAAAUGAAAACCGUUCUCAUGUAAAACAUCUUCUAGCUGAACUUGUUGGAGUUUUUAUUGAAAAAUAUCAAAUAAAUUCUAAUGAAAUCAAUCAAGAGAAAAAUCCUAGUACAAUUGAAGAUAUCAAUUCUGUUAUUGAUAUGGAUAUUGAUUCUCCAUCUUCUCAAGGAUUAAAUGAUCAUGAUGAACGUUUUCGAGCAUUAACUCCACCUCCACCCUUACCGCCACCACUGUCACUACCACCAUUACCAACUACGAAUAUGUCAGUCUAUACUCAAUCACUUCUACCUCUUACUCUCAUUCCAACAUUACCCAAUGAACCAAAUAAAAUUUUUAAUGAUCCAAAUUACAAUGAUCGUUGUCAUAAAUUAUUAGAACAAUUAGAUCAAUAUCGACAAAAAGAAACUCAAGUAUCAAAUAUACUUAUAACAACUAAAUCUGAAGAAUUUAUUCCUACAGAAGAAGCCGUUCUUAAAGCAUGUUUAAGACAAUUAGAAUCUUCAUCUAGUGAAAAUAGUCCUAUUAAUGAUAAUCAUUUAUUAACUAUAAAUGAAGCUUUACUAGAUAAUGAAAAUAUUCUUAUACCUUUAGUUAAAAAUGAUUCCAAUCGAUCACGUGAUGAAUUUGUUAAAUUAUUAACAAAAGAAGCUUAUAUAUCAAAAUCAUCUAGUCCAACUAAAAAUCAAAAUAAACCGAAACAUUCCGAUGAUAAUCGUAAUCAACGAAGACGAUCGUAUGAUGAUGAUGAUAAUAAUAAUAAUAAUACGAAUAAAAAAAGUUCAGUAUCAAAACGUUCGAAUUCUUCUCAACGUUAUACCCGUCCAUCAGAUAAUUCUAGACAUGAUAAAUCAGGACAAAAAAAUGUAUCUUCAAAUCGAACAGUAACAUUAGUUUCCAAUCGAUCAAUAAUAUCAAGUGAAAAUCAAGAUGAAAAACAAACUAUAGAUGUAUCAAAAGAUAAUCAAACAAAUAUACAAGAAGAACCAAUAAUUAAACGUAUUAAAGUUGAUUCAAUUUCUUCACCAACAAAUACAACGAAUGAAAUUGAACAUAAUGAUAAAAUUAAUCAAAAUGAUUCAGGUAUUAAAUCUAAAACUACUGUUCCUACAAUUACUAAUGAUCGUGAUUAUCGAAAUGAUCUUAAUGGAAAACGUCGAACGAUUUCAAAUAGUAGUUCUAGUGUAUUAACAACAGAUAAUUCAAAAACAAAAUUAUCACCUUCUCGUUCACGUUCAAAAUCAAAAGAUCGUCAUCGACGACGAUCACCAAGUAAUUCACAUAGUUCAUCAAUUAAAAAUUCUACAUCAUCAACAGAAUCAAAUAAGAAAUCAUCAAAAUAUUCCCAAUCAUCAAGUUCAUCAUCAACUAAUAAUCGUCGUCGAUCACAGCAAGGAAAACAAUCAUUUAAUUCAUCUAAUCAUCAACAUCAUAAAAAUUAUUCGAAUCAAAUAUCUGAUCGACAUGAAAUGUUUACGGAGAUACCUUAUCGAAAUUCAUUAUCAUCAGUGUAUCAUCAACGUAAUAUAAAUGAGUUAAUUCCAUCGAAUAGUGUACAGCAUCUUCAACAACGACAACCUGUACGUCAUAAACGAUUUAAUUAUAAUCAUCAAUCAGUUGCUGAACAUCCACGUUUUGCAAAUGCGAACGUAUUACCCACACCACCACCAGCACUUAUGGAUUUUAAGUUUACAAAAUCACCACCAGUACGUCGUCACAAUGCUUCUCCCAUAACUGCUACAGAUAGAAAUGUUAAUUCAUCAUAUUAUAAAAAUAAAUAUAACGAUCAAAGUGAAUCAACAAAAACAAAUUAUUCGAAUGGUUUUGAUUCUAAACCAUCGAAAACAAUUGAAAAUUUACAAUUACUUCUUCAAAAUAAAACAAAUGAAUCAUAUCCUUCUCUAUCCACAAAUAAUGAUACUGCUUAUUGGUCUUCAACAGCAUCAUCACCCUCAUCAUCAUCAUCACAUUCAUCAAAAACAAAAUCUGAUACAAUAACGCAAAAUAAUCCUAAAACUUUUACUCAUAAUGAUAGUGAAAAAGUAUUAAGUAUGAUACAACGAUCGAGAAAUUAA
Molecule: messenger RNA, 3984 nt
Organism: Adineta steineri
Lineage: Eukaryota; Metazoa; Rotifera; Eurotatoria; Adinetida; Adinetidae
Source: the annotation of a GenBank genome assembly